CUUUUCACAAUAAAUUUUUUAGAAAGUUACUAUCAUUUGCAUUAAAAUUACAAUGAAAUAAACAUCAACAGAAUAUUAGUGAAAUGAAGAGUUAACAGCUAAACUAAAAAUUAAGGGGAAAAUAACAAAUUUGAAAGCAAUAGAGCGAAAUAUUUCAUCAGGCGGGCAGAACAAAAAAAAAAAAAAAUUGGAAAUAAAAUUAUUAAGUAUGGAAAAAGAUGAAAGAGAGGUGUUUGUGAAUGGUGUUCAAUCAAAUCUUCACUAUCAUAAUCACUCAAUUGAAUAUAUAACGCCGAAGAAAAGUAGUAUGAUGAUUGAUGGGGAGAAAUUGUUGGAUAAAAUCAACCAAUUGACCACGAAACCAGAGAAUCUUAGUUAUUCUGCGAAGAUGCCGACAAUUAAAGAUUUCGUCAUUAUUAAACCUAUUAGUCGUGGAGCUUUUGGAAAAGUGUUCCUGGGCUAUAAAAGCAGCGAUCAUAAUAAAUUAUAUGCGAUUAAAGUGAUGCGGAAAUCUGAAAUGAUUAAUAAAAAUAUGGUCUCACAAGUAAUCACCGAACGUAAUGCUUUGGCCUUGUCACGCAGCCCUUUUUGCGUAAAUCUUUUCUAUUCUUUGCAAUCGAUUUCCUAUGUUUAUCUCGUUAUGGAGUAUAUGGUGGGUGGCGAUUUAAAAUCACUGCUGGCUAUGUACGGUUAUUUUGAUGAGCCGGCUGCUCGUUUCUACGUGGCCGAAGUGACUUUGGCUUUGCAAUAUUUACACGAACAUGGAAUAGUACACCGUGAUAUUAAACCAGACAAUAUGUUGCUAUCGGCCACAGGUCAUAUUAAAUUAACCGAUUUCGGUUUAAGUAAAAUUGAAAUGCGACGUGGAGAUUUAGAAAUCUCGGAUUUAAUUAAUUGUUCGCCGAAUUUUAAUACACGCACUCCAGGGCAACUUUUGUCAUUAACGUCACAUUUAUCAUUCGGUUCGGAUAAGAAGCUGGAAUGCACUGGCACUAGCAAUUGUCAAAUGUUACAAAUUGUUAAUAAGCAUAACACGACCAUAGAAUCGGACAGUGAUGCCGACACUUCCUUAAACGAGGCGGAGAAAACAAAUGAUAGUAAAAUCUCCGGCGUUUCACCGUUCCUUUCAGCGGAGGAAAUCAACGUUUCUAUGCCAAAUAAUUCCAAUACCGCUUCAAAUAAUUUAAUUGAUAGCAAUUCUACUUAUUACACUUGUGGUUCUUCUGAUGUGAGUAAAUUUUCACCUUCUUUUAAUAAAUCCAAUGGUUCACAGGCAAAAUCUCCGGAACAAAUUGAUAAUAAUGUGGAGAUUAAAAUUUGUUCCAAUGGCUGCAAAUAUGACAGUAAUUGUAAUACGAUAUGCGACAAGGAAAAUUUAUGCUGCCGGCAUUUAAGUAUAAUGGAAAAUAUUGAAUUUUGUAUGGUAAGACGACGUUCUAACGACGAGCGUACACGGUCUUCGCUGAAACCUCAAGAGGAUUCUGGUGUUUCAAGUCGCAAAAGCGAUUACUCGAAUUCGAACUUAAACAACGAAACCACAUCAUCUUCUAUAGAUAGGGCAGAUAUUUUGUGCAAUUCCAAGGAUGACUUAAGCAGCUCAGAUUACUCGAGAAGCUAUAACAUUAACAACACGAACGAAAUCAGUGGAAUACGUAUGCAUUCACCAUUUCGCAAAACAAUCAGGAAUUUUAAACGUCCGGAGACUUUAAGCACUUCUUUAAGAGGUCUUAAACGUAAAAUAAAUAUGGUCAAUCGGCCGGAAAACUCAAAUAGUCUGGAAGGAGAUACUAAUGGCUCUAUGAGUACAGGCUUGACGCAAGAAAUUGAAAUAUUGGAUAUCGGUAGUAGUACACCGAAAAAGCGUAAAGUUAAAUCACCGCUUCGGAGCGUACUUAAAGUUCGUUCCCUUUCCGAUGAUGAAAUGUCGCAUAUAAUUACUGAAAAUGUGACCAGCGUAGUGAAUUCAACGCCGGUUUCAUCGCAAAAAGUGCCACGAUGUGAUGGUGGUCUCUUGGGUAAAUUGAAAGCUACACGAUUCGCUUUGCCCUUGUCCAAUGAAACACGAAAACGCGAACCUUUGGCAGAGAAAAGUAUAUCAAGUGUUCAAUAUUUGAAAAUGGUUCAUGACGAUUCUGUCAUGUCUCCCAUUAAUUCGAAUUCAAAUUCCUUACCGAAAACACCGAAAAAUUUAAAUACACCGUUCAGAACACCAAAAUCGGUGAGACGUGGUGCUACUCGGCAAUCGAGCGAAAGAAUUCUAGGUACACCCGAUUAUUUGGCUCCAGAAUUAUUAAUGAGGCAAGGUCAUUGUGCUGCAGUAGAUUGGUGGGCACUGGGUGUUUGUUUCUACGAAUUUUUGACCGGUCUACCACCAUUCAAUGACGAAACGCCUCAAAAAGUCUUUGAAAACAUUCUAAGCAAAAAUAUUGAAUGGCCGGAGGGUGAUGAAGCUUUGACUCCUCAAGCUGUGGAAGCUGUCGAUCUUUUGCUUACUAUGGAUCCAGCGAAACGACCUUCUGCUAGGCAAGUUCAACAAAUGCCUUUUUUUGCAUCCAUACAAUGGAAAAAUAUUGAAAACGAGAAGCCGCCUUUUGUACCCAAUCCUGAUGAUCCAACGGAUACGGCUUAUUUUGAAGCACGCAACAAUAUGCAGCAUUUAAAGCUUUCAAAUUUUGUUUUUGAAGACUAAACCGUAAGCAAUUUUUUUUUUUUUUUUUAGUUUAGUUUCUAAUUGAAAAGGUAAUCCAACUAUGCAGAGAGUUAUUCUUUAAAUAGAAUUUUUUGUUAAGAAGUAUUUCAUUUUUAUUUUCUUUACCGUGUUUCUUGUAUUCAGAAAAGUCAUAUUAUUUUUAAUGUUUUGUACUUUUUUUUCUUUCUUUUUUGCAGUUUAUGAAUUAAUUUUAAUGAGUUCAGUUCUAUUUUAGUCAACAUUUAACAUACAUAGCGAAUAUAUUUUUAAUAUCAUUUUUAUAUAUAGGAAAUCCUCUAAAAUAUAU
This is a messenger RNA of Glossina fuscipes, 2996 nucleotides long. It is a transcript of the gene gwl, whose product is annotated as serine/threonine-protein kinase greatwall. Gene Ontology annotation, molecular function: protein serine/threonine kinase activity; ATP binding. Gene Ontology annotation, biological process: peptidyl-serine phosphorylation; intracellular signal transduction. Bases 209 to 2689 code for a protein of 826 amino acids. Lineage: Eukaryota; Metazoa; Arthropoda; Insecta; Diptera; Glossinidae. Gene Ontology annotation, cellular component: nucleus. The transcript has 11 exons. The record is from RefSeq and is a predicted model, not a curated record.